Messenger RNA from Mus musculus (house mouse), 3312 nucleotides. RefSeq names its product transmembrane 7 superfamily member 3 (gene Tm7sf3). The transcript is spliced from 12 exons. The coding region runs from base 132 to 1829 and encodes 565 amino acids. NCBI's taxonomy places the organism in Eukaryota, Metazoa, Chordata, Mammalia, Rodentia, Muridae. The record is from RefSeq and is marked validated. Gene Ontology annotation, cellular component: plasma membrane.
GCGCGCCCGGCGGGGCUGGGGCGGCAGGUGCACGCGCGGGGCCGGCGCGCUAAAGCGAUGCGCGCGGGCGCUCCGGGGUAGCAAGCGACCUGGCCUGCGCGCCCCUGGCCCGCGCGCCCCGGCCCGCAGCGAUGUGGCGGCUGCGCCUGCUGGUCCUAGCGGUGCUGGCGGCGGGCAGCGCCGAGGCCCAGGCGAACUCCAGCGACGGUUUCCUUGAGUUUUCUGUGGGAAAAUUUACAUACUUUGUGCUCAGCAAGUCCUCUCCGCAGGAGGCCGUCCUGCGCCAUAUUUCAAGCAAUGUGACCUUUCUUCUUUUCCAAAUACACUCACAGUAUCAGAAUACCACGGUUUCAUUUACUAAGACUCUCCUUCCCAGCACGUCAGGAACAGGCAACGACAGAGGGCUGGUCUUCAUUCUUAGACCGGAGCAGGCAGUGUGUACUUGGUACUUGGAGACGGGAGACACCAAGCCUGUCCAAAGCGUGGCCCUUACGCUCUCCUACUCAGAAAGAGAUCCCAUUCCUGGAGGCUGCAAUUUGGAGUUUGAUUUAGAUAUUGACCCCAACCUCUAUUUGGACUAUAAUUUUUUUGAGACAACUAUCAAGUUCGCACCAGCAAACAUAGGCUAUGCAAGGGCUACAGAGCCCCCACCGUGUGAUGUGAGCACCAGCCGAGAGUCCAGGUGGAGGCUGCGCUAUGACGUGUACCAGUACUUCCUGCCCGAGGGCGACCUCACCGAGGCCUCUCUGCUCCAUCAUCUUCAGAGGAUGGCCCAGGUGGCUCAGGUGAAGGCCAGUGCCAUCAAGGUGGCCACCCUAACAGCUGACGAUAAAACAGCCGUGUCCUUCUCUUCCCUCCCGGGACAAGGAGUCAUCUAUAAUGUCAUCGUUUGGGAUCCGUCCCUCAAUACUUCUGCUGCUUAUGUGCCCGUGCACACAUACGCCUGCAGCUUUGAGUCAGUGGAUGGUAACUGUGCUUUUCCUGGAAGAGUAUCUACGAAAGUGUUCUCCACUUUGGUUGCCCUGCUUGGGCUCUUCGUUUGUUUCUUUGGACACAGAUUCUGGAAAACAGAUUUAUUCUUCAUUGGCUUCAUCUUCCUGGGGUUCUUCUUCUACAUCCUGAUCACCAGACUGACACCCCUUCAGUAUGACGUUCGCCUGGCUCUCACCGCUGUAGCUGGCAGCUUUGGUGGCCUCCUCCUGGUGGCUUCAUGGUGGCGAUUCGGGAUCCUCACACUCUGCAUGCUGUGUGUGGGACUCGUGCUGGGCUUCCUCGUGUCUUCUGGGACUUUCUUCACGCCUCUGGGAAACCUAAAUGUUUUUCAUGAUGAUGGAGUGUUCUGGGUGACGUUCUCCUGCAUAGCGCUGCUUGUUCCAGUCAUCUUCAUGGGCUGCCUAAGAAUCUUGAACAUCCUGGCUUGUGGAGUCGUGGGCUCCUACUCCGUGGUGUUGGCUGUUAACAGUUACAUGUUCACAAGCCUCUCCUACAUCACCCUGAACGUCCUCAGGAGAGCUCUCAACACAGAUUUCCGAGGGGCUGUCAUUAGAGUGCCUUUCCAGACCAACGACUACAUCAUCCUGGCCGUGUGGGGGAUGCUGGCUGUCAGUGGAAUUACACUUCAGAUUCGAAGAGAAAGAGGACAGCCGCCUUUCCCUCCCCACCCCUACAAGCUAUGGAAGCAAGAGAGAGAACGCAGAGUGACCAACAUCCUGGACCCCAGCCAUCACAUCCCUCCCCUGAGAGAGAGGCUUUAUGGUCGGGUUGCUCGGAUCAAAGAGCUCUUCCAGAAGGAACAGCCGGCUGGAGAGAGGACACCCUUGCUUCUGUAGAAGGCUGAGGGUCAGUGUGCUUGCCCUGGAGUUCUCGUCUAGACUGCCCAGUUGUCCCAGGUCCAUGCAGGGCCAGCCAGGGUGGGUGACAGGGUGACGCCCCCGUGGAUGUACAGCAGUGGAGUUAGAGGAUUCUAAGUGAUAUGGUGAGAAAAGUCUCCAAAAAGUUGGCCGUAGAUGUUUUUCCUCAUUUUCCACAGUCUUGAGAAGUUACCUUUUGAUGAUUGAUGUCUUUUAUAAAAUACACCAAAAAAUAAAAAUGUCUCCUUGAAGCCCUAGUGUUUUGUUCUUGUAGCUUCUUGGACAGUUAUGACUCAGUCAGAACCUGUGGAGGGGAGGCAGGCAGUGGGUAUUUAUUCGCUUUGUGUGUAGAAGUUUAGGGAUUUGAUUUGGGUCCUUGAAUGUCAAGACUAAGGGAAAAGUAACCCCCCUUUUCCUUAAAAGCAGUCUGAUUAUAUUUGGCUGCAUCUUAUAAUAAAAUCAGGAACCCUUUUCAUUUAUUUUCAAUAUUCAAACGAUUUAUUUUAAAAACUGGCAAAUUAUCCUAACACGUAACAAUGUAGAUUUCCUGUUGUUUUGCCAGUUAGUGCUUUAAGUGGUAAAUAACUAAAUUUUUUCUGUAAUCUAAAAUAGCUCAGUUUAUUAAAGAUAAUAAAACUUUUAUAUGAGUAAGUUAUUUAUAGCCCAUUUUGUGUUGGGGCCAUUUAGAGCAGUGUUGGCUGCUGACCCUUCUUUCUUAGGUUGCAUUAGACGGUGACUGGACCGUAUUUUGUCAGAGAGACAUCAAUGAGACCUUCCUAGCACCUGUGAAGUUGUGCUAAUGAUUGCUCUGUAUAAUCAAAGCCCCUGUGCUCUGAAGCUCAGAGGGAUUGAUCACUUAGCCACCACCAUGGGUUCUGUAAGGAGGGACAUGCUCUUGACUCCUCUGAACGGCAGGGCUGAGAACUGGCUUCCCUGACGUGUGUGGCCCACAGUGCGCUGGUUUGUCAGUGGUGUGCUUCUUAGUCUCUUCACAGCAAUGACUAUAGCCUUGACAUUUCAGGGAGUGGGUGGAGUCUUCAGUUGUGGCUUUGAAAAAAGGUUCUGAAGUUAAAACAUAAUGAAAAAUUAUAAAAUGAACCCCUUUUGGUUUAUUUCUGAAAAUCCUAUUCUGUUAUUACUACCUAGCUUCAGCAAUAUAUAUAUAUAUUUUAAUUGCUAUAGGGUUUCUGGCUUGUCACAUGCUUGCAUUUUAGUUGUACAGAUUGUUGGAGAACUAUUCUUUGUACUGUCGGAACACACUGCCAGUCAGAGCUAAAAAAGGCAGAGUAUGCUUUCUCGGAGGGAAAUACAAAAUAUUUGUAAAUUUUCAUAAUUUUUAAUACCAUUUGUAUAAUUUUUGUAAUAAAUACCUACUUUGAAAAAAAUGCUUAAUGUCCUCCUUAUUAGGAUGUCUCCAGGAGUUUAUACCAGUCUUGUAUGUACUUAUAUAAAUUUAAUCUGG